Onychomys torridus (southern grasshopper mouse) is the source of this 2541-nucleotide messenger RNA. RefSeq names its product coiled-coil domain containing 175 (gene Ccdc175). The transcript is spliced from 20 exons. Lineage: Eukaryota; Metazoa; Chordata; Mammalia; Rodentia; Cricetidae. The coding region runs from base 1 to 2541 and encodes 846 amino acids. The record is from RefSeq and is a predicted model, not a curated record.
AUGUCUUUGCGCUCCUGGACCCCCGAUAAGGGGUUUAUCAGCGAGAAGAUGGUGCGGCCAGCCUCGGUCUCCACCAGCCUCUCCCUGGAGCUGUGCACCUUCCCCACCACCCUGGGCUCCUCCGUAGCGACCACGGCGUUAGAGCAGCUCAUAGUUGUGGAAAAAUCUCUGCAAGGUGACUAUUUCACUUGCAAUGAAGAAAUUAAAACCUUCCUUAAGGACAUUAUUGUCGCUGUUAAAAAACUGGUGGAAAUGAGAAAAAAGACAAUUGAGCUUCUGGAAAUUGAAAGCAUGGAGCUGAGCAGACUCUACUUUCUGCUGGAGACUGUGCCCGACAGCAUCAACAGGGAGCUGGAAGAAUGUGUCAGAGACGCUCGCAAACUCAAUAUUUUGGAAGUGAAUCAGAUGAGAACCAAGGUGGAGAGGAUGGAUAAUGAAGUUGAGUUUCUGAAGAAGAGAAUAAGCGAUCUGAAGGAGGUGAAUGAUGCUCUGGGUGUAAAGCAAGAAGAGCUGACAAAACAGCAUGAGAAGUUUGUCCUAUUGCUGAACCAAACCCUGGAAGAGAAAGCCGCGGCUACUAUUUAUAUCAACGACACCUACACCAGAAUAAACUUUGAGAAAGAAGAAAUAGUGCUCCAAAAUCAAUGUAUGCAAGAGGCGAGUGAGUUGAUGGAAAAACAUAGAAUAGAGUAUUACGAAAAGAAAGACCAGUUGGCUACCCAGAUGAAAGAGUUUAAGCAAUCCUGUGAAGCAAGCAGAAAGGAAACAUAUGGUAAGAAGAAAGAACUGACCAGACUACAGAAUAAAAUCAUAAAAAUGAAGCAAACAGUUACCACCAGCACAGUGAUGCUUACUGAUCACAAUUUAGAGAUGACACGACUACAGGAAUCAUUAGCCAUUUGGGAGAGAAAGGUAGAAGACAUGAAGAAAGUUUGUACAAACAUAGAGGAAAAACUGUUGUUUUUUCAGACUCACCAGGAGCACCUGGAUAACACUUCUUCUUUAAAGAAGACUGGGAUCUUGAAUAAAAUAGAGCAGCUGGGGGAUAAACGACAGAAAGCCCAAACAGAAAACGAAUAUCUCCGAGAGAGACUCCACUCACUCAUCAGACAGUUUAAGGUGGUUGAGAAGGAGGAGGAUGAAGUGUUUUUGCAGAAACAGAAGGUCGAUGAUGAAAAUCAGAAACAGAUCGCACUUAUUAACAUGAAAGAAAAGUUGCUGGCACAAAGAAGAGUCGACAUCAAAAGUAUGGAAGAUGGAUAUGGAACCCUACAGGAUCUUCUUGAAGCAACAAAGGAAGUAUAUCGAAAACAAAUAAAAGCCAUGAUUGUAAAUCUAGAAAGAGAAACUCAGAGAAGUGUCGUUAACCAGUGGAAAAUAGCCUGUUCGAGAAAAAGGCACGCGCGUUGGCUGGUUAAGAUAAAGGUGACCAUGCGAAAGAUUAUAAGUCAAAUUGAGGAAGCAGAAAAGAGUCGAGUUGAUUUACUUGAAGAGACAAGACAACGAGAACAGGAGAUCCUUACCUUUGUGGGUGAAAUCAAGAAACUGAAAGAGGAGUUAGUGGAAGAAGAAACUGAAUUUAUCAAAAAAGAAAAAAGGUUAAUGCAAGAAUUAUCCAAAUAUGAGGAUCUGAUUAUGAAGGAAGCGCAGAUUAACAAAGAAAAGGAAGAGGAACUUGGGGACAGCCUCCCACAGCUUCAGGUAGCGGAAGAGGAGUACAAGGAGAAGAACAGGGACCUGAAGUCCCUCCACAGUGAUAUCUCAGCAAAGAAGCAAGAGGAGAGUUUAUUGAGCAACUUCAUUUUCCGUUUUAGAAAGGAUAUCAUCAGAUACACAGACAACACGGAAAAUUUGAAGCAAGAAUUAAAACAUUUACGAGAGUUUGAAAGUAGAAAAAUCAAAGAGCAUUUUGAAUUUCUGAAGAACUUAGAAAAUGAAAUCUACGUAAAUGACCAAAAGGCGACCCUUCUCAUCCUGGAAAACCAAAAAUUAAAAGAAUGUCUUGCCUACCUGAAGAAACAAACCGAAAUGUUCAGGGAAAAGCAAAAGACAACAGUGCAGAACUUGGGUGAUCUGUCUUGGCAACUGAUAGUUCAGCACAAACACUAUUCAGAUUUCCUGGUACAAUUUCAGAUCAUAAUUAAGGAAAUGAUGAACGUUGGAGAAGGUACUUUGCAAGAAAUCAAGACUCUAAUAGAGAAGCUGCAGUACAGGGGUUUUAGAAUCGAGACCAUUAGUGCCUGGCUGCAGGGGGGCAUCGAAAGACUGCGUCUUCUUAUGACCGAGGAUUCACCGUCCGAAAUUCUCCGUAAACAGGAACUCGCCAAACGCGACAAGAAGCAAAAGAAGAAGAAAAAGAAGGUCUAUUUUCCUCCAGCCAUUCGUAUUAGGAGAAAUGCCUUAACAGAAACAACAGAAUCUCAGAGAACCACAGGCAAUGUGAGUGCAUCUAAGUUCGUAAGUCUUCAAAGUUGCCAUGGAGCAGAAUCAGUGAAUAACCUUUCAAACGCUACAAAUGGAUACACACGGCCAGAUCAUUAG